CGUCUUGAUACUUCUUACCUGAAAAGUAAAAGUAGCUGCUUUCCUACCGAGGGAAAAACAUUUUUGCCAAGCAAAGUGAAAAAUGUACUACUCUGCUUCUUCCCACAGUAUCCGUAAAUAUGCUGAGGCCGUUUGUUUUGCCAGAUGGUUUUUGAGACCCUGCUAAAAUGAGAGAUGCCUUCAUUUUACAUUUCUCUCAAAUUCUACCACAAACCACACUUCUUGCGAGGAAAAAAAGUUGCCACGUCAGCAUGUUUACCUUCAAAUGACUAGGAAGCCGAAACUCUCCCAUAAAUGAUGACUCACCAUCAUAGGUCUAUAAAAGUAAAGACACUUGUCUGUGGAAAGGCACCAGCCUCCAGGCACAACCAUUCAAGAUGCACGCAACUGUCCUGGCUGUGCUCCUCGUCUUGGGCUGGACUCCUUGUCGGUCUCUGCCGCUUCCCAGUGAUGACGACGACGACCUGUCGGAGGAAGACUUCCAGUUUGCAGAGCGCUACCUGAAAUCAUACUACCAUCCCCCGAGUCUUGCUGGAAUCCUGAAGAAGAAUGCAGCAAGCUCCAACGCGGACCGGCUCCGAGAAAUGCAGUCUUUUUUCGGCUUAGAGGUGACGGGCAGGCUUGACGACAGCACCUUAAACAUCAUGAGAAAAGCAAGAUGCGGGGUCCCUGAUGUGGGAGAAUACAAUGUUUUCCCUCGAACGCUCAAAUGGUCCAAAAUGAAUUUAACCUACAGAAUUGUGAAUUAUACCCCUGAUCUGACUCAUUCUGAGGUUGAAAAGGCAUUCAAAAAAGCCUUCAAAGUUUGGUCCGAUGUGACACCUCUGAACUUUACCAGACUUCACAGUGGCACUGCAGAUAUCAUGAUCUCUUUUGGAAUUAAAGAGCACGGCGACUUCUACCCAUUUGAUGGACCCUCUGGUCUGCUGGCUCAUGCUUUUCCUCCCGGGCCAAAUUAUGGUGGGGAUGCCCAUUUUGAUGAUGAUGAAACUUGGACAAGUAGUUCCAAAGGCUACAACUUGUUUCUCGUGGCUGCCCACGAGUUCGGUCAUUCCUUAGGUCUCGAUCACUCUAAGGACCCAGGGGCUCUCAUGUUUCCCAUCUACACCUACACGGGCAAGAGCCACUUCAUGCUCCCUGACGACGAUGUGCAGGGGAUCCAGUCUCUCUACGGUCCAGGAGACGAAGACCCCAACCCUAAACAUCCUAAAACACCAGACAAAUGUGAUCCCUCCUUAUCCCUUGAUGCCAUUACCAGUCUCCGAGGAGAAAUGAUGGUCUUUAAAGACAGAUUCUUCUGGCGCCUGCAUCCUCAGCAGGUUGAUGUGGAGCUGUUUUUAACAAAAUCGUUUUGGCCAGAACUUCCCAACCAUGUUGAUGCUGCAUAUGAGCAUCCUUCCCAUGACCUUAUCUUCAUCUUUAGAGGCAGAAAAUUUUGGGCUCUUAAUGGUUAUGACAUUCUGGAAGGUUACCCUAAAAAAAUAUCCGAACUGGGAUUUCCAAAAGAGGUUAAAAAGCUAAGUGCAGCGGUUCACUUUGAGAGCACAGGCAAGACUCUAUUCUUCUCAGGAAACCAGGUCUGGAGCUAUGAUGACACUAACCAUAUUAUGGAUAAAGACUACCCCAGACUAAUUGAAGAGGAUUUCCCAGGAAUUGGUGAUAAGGUAGAUGCUGUCUAUGAGAAAAAUGGUUAUAUAUAUUUCUUCAAUGGGCCCAUACAGUUUGAAUACAGCAUCUGGAGUAACCGUAUUGUACGGGUCAUGCCAGCCAAUUCCCUAUUGUUAUGUUAAGUGUUUUUAAAAUAUUGUUAUUUAAAUCCUGGGGAGCAUUUGGGAUAAUACUUCCAGUGAUUUGGGCAGGGGAGAGUUACCAGGGGAAAGCUUCGUUCUGUGAACAAGCUUCAGUAAGUUAUCUUUGAAUAUGUAGUAUCUGUGCAUCUGUGUGUGGCUGGAACCACAUUUAUUUUAAAGUAAUGAAAUUCAGGUCCUGCAAGGAUCACCGAAUUCCUGUGUGCUAUACAGAAGCAGUAGUUGAUAAUAUUUCCCACAUUAAAAAUGGGACACAUGGUCUGUGAAAGAGUUACCGUAAUUUUAAAAUAUAUUUAUAAGGAAACUUUGAAAGACAUAAAAGUAAAUCACAUUUAUACAAUUAAUGGAUCAUUUUUAUUAAAAAGUAUAAAAUAGUAUGAAAAUGGUAUUUUCAGGGAGCAUAUGGUAGCAUGAACAA
Molecule: messenger RNA, 2226 nt
Organism: Manis pentadactyla (Chinese pangolin)
Lineage: Eukaryota; Metazoa; Chordata; Mammalia; Pholidota; Manidae
Product: collagenase 3
Exons: 10
Coding region: 378-1790 (470 amino acids)
Biological process (GO): collagen catabolic process; extracellular matrix organization; proteolysis
Cellular component (GO): extracellular matrix
Molecular function (GO): metalloendopeptidase activity; zinc ion binding
Source: RefSeq, a predicted model, not a curated record